UGCUGCAGCUAUAGCCUAGCUUUGAUCAACAAUGAACUUGCUAUCAUGGAAUCCUAUAUCUUUUCUGUUUACUUUUAUAUGGACUUUUUCAUUUUCACAAGCAUCAUACUUGGCGGAUUUUCCAAGAGUUCAUUUCUAUGGAAAAUAUCGUGCAGAUGCCUCUACACCUAAUAACUAUCGCUGCAACUUUGAUCCCAAUGUUGAUGAUUCAUUUGAAGAUGAUCCUGUUCGUAAUUGGAACUAUAUUGGUACAAAUGAGUUCUCAAUCCAAGACACCUUUGUUACUGGAGUCACAACUGAUAGUGGAGUGACUGACGAUGAAGUAAUUGGAGCUGCAGUUUUAGACAGUGGUAAUCAUCCUUUUGCAAAAAUGGUAGACAUAGACACUGAAUGGCAAGGAAAUUCUACUACUAUAUAUGGAAUGGUGUUUAGGAUAGUAUGGAGAAAUGGUACAGAAGCUCUGAGAGGGAAGUGGGCUCCAAGUUCAAUAUCACAGAGCAUUUGGCCUAGAAGGAAGUGCUAUCAAGGAAGUGAAGAUUCCUUUCCUUUAGGAACAUUGUCAACUACAACUAUCACUAACAUUACAUGGGGAGAUUUGAGGGGAUCAGCUGUACUUAAAAAGUUAAAGGAAUUAAGCACAAAAGGGAACAAAAAAUUACAGUUGUCCAUCUCAUUGAGUACAUAUACUAGAAACGAUAAAGAUUUUGCUAAAACAGCCUUCACACUUGGUUUAAUCACUGGGACAAUUGGAGUUAGUAGUGACACUGAACCUUUAAACUAUGGAGGAGAGAGGCUCUUAAGUCACACUGAAAUAAAGUACUCACCUGAUGUAAGCAAUGUACCAUCCGAUGAUUCAUGUUAUAAUUCUAAUGAUAGCCGAUGGAUGAAUGAUGCUCCAUUUAAAAUGAAUGAAAAUUUGCUUUCAAUAGACUUGAGCAAUUCACUGCCAAGUGACCUGGAUGGAAAUUUACGAUAUUUAAAUCCUCUUUAUGCUGGUAUAUUGCAUCAAUCACCUGAGCAGCCGGAGAAGGCAUGUAUAGAGCUAUUAGGGGAUGAAAUACACUACUGUGGUGAUAACCACAGUAGUCCUUAUUGCAAUAAUGACUGGUUGAAAUUAACUGGUGGCAUAGUGGACAUUGAAAUAACUGAUAAUCAAAAGGAAAAGCUACUCUCCUCUUCUUCACUGGUUGUGGCUUUAAUGCAAGACAAGAGCUCAGAAACUAAUGAAGUCUAUCCUAACUGUUAUGCAUUGCCUUCUUCUAAGCAUAACCUAAAGUUGAUGCUGAAAGAGACUGACUACUACAUGCGACCAAAAGGAGAAUAUAUAUUCUUUAUUCAUCCAUCUGUCUCUACAUCUGUCAAUGUUCCAUUUCUUGUUUCACACUUUGGAAAACCAGUAGCUAACUUAGAUGUUAAAGUUGUGAGAUGUACAGGAAAAACAUGUACGGUUCUCCCUACUGAUGGUGUAAUUCCUUAUGAGGGGAAAUGGAAUGCCAAAACAAAUGAAAAUGGAGUUGCAGUGUUUACUUUCACUGCAGUAAAGAAAAUGAGUUCACUUCGAGAGUAUAGUGAGCCUCCUUGUAAAGGUAGUGAUGUAUUGAAACUUCCCAUUGAUGGUCAAGUAUAUGGCUUUAAUUUCUGUCCCAGUGAAGGAGAAAAGGACCAACAAUGUGCCAGUUUUUCACUUCAUUCAUUAGUAAUUAGAGCCUUUUCUAAUCCAGAAUAUGAUCCAGACAAGCUUUACACGUGGGUGGAUCACAUCCAACCAAUAUUUUCCCAAUACCAUCACCUAUAUCCUGUCAUGCACGGUAUACUCAAUUUGAGCAAUUAUUACUCUGUCACUUCACCCCAAAAUAUUGGCCUAUUAAACCUAUCCAUGCACCUUGAUAUAAAUGACGCUAGUUAUAUGCCUGUUACUAGGGAUCUACCAGAACCUCAGCGAAAAAUGAUACUAAAAUGGUUAGAGAAUCCAGUAAAUCAAUCAGAGGAGAUAAAUGCUCGUAUGGACGAUACUAGUGAAGUUUCACCUGAGUUACAAUGUAAUGAACCAAACCACACAGCAGCUGUAAGUAUGUUUGAGAAUUAUGCUAAACCGCCUGUGUGCGAGGCUAAAGCAAUUUCUUUCAAUAUUCAGGACUAUUGCAAAAAAUAUGUUGACAAGUAUUAUUUUGACACGCUAAAAUUACCGCUAAGUUACAAUGCAGAUGGAUUUAAAAAUAAAAAUUGCCCAAAAAAUAAGCGUCCUCUGUAUAAAUACAAGAAAAAUUCUACAGAUCCCGAAAUACAGAAAAAGUGUAACGAUGAAAAUUUGAGGGAGCAGUUAAAAAUUGGCUUAAAAUUGGAGCUGGCAACUAUACCACUCUAUAUGACUUCUCUAUACUCUAUUGGUGAUGGAUGCAAUACUCAAGUAUAUAAAAUCAUUCGGGGGAUCCUCAUGCAAGAGAUGCUGCACUUGGCUCUUGUGGGCAACAUUAUAAAUGCAAUGAAUGGAGGCCAUCCUAUUAUUGAUAGUCCUGAUGUUGCACCUAAAUAUCCAAGUCUAGGACUUCCUGGCUGUGUACAUCCAUCUCUUGAUGUUCAUUUAAAGAAAAUUUCAUUAAGACACAUAUAUGAUGUACCAUUGGUGAUUGAGAAGCCAAAAUUAUCUUGUGUCACUGAGAACAAGGAACAAUUGCUAAACAAUACAAUAGGAGAAUUUUAUUCUGAAAUAGAGCAGUGCAUGCAAAAACUUGAAGAGAAUGGAGAAGAAGUUUUUCAAUCCAACAAUUUUCAAAUCUCAUGGCCUUGGAAACCCUCUAAAGAACUAGGUACUCUUUUUGAAGUUAAUAGUACUCAAACUGCAUUAGAAGCAAUCAAAGAGAUCAAGGAGCAAGGAGAAGGUGCUAGCCCAAUAGAUCCAACAGAUGGUGAUGGGAAUCAGUUAGGACAUUAUUAUCGAUUGAUGGAAAUUGUCUGCCAAAAGAAACUAAUGAAGAAUGAGGAAAACAAGCAUUAUUCAUACAGUGGAGCUGACAUUCCUUUUGACCCUAAAGGUGUGUGGCCAAUGAGAGACAAUCCAAGCAAAGAAGGCACAACUGGGAACUGCUACACAGAAGCAAGAGCAUUCCACACAACUUAUCGCAAGCUAUUAAGAGAGUUACAUGCAACCUUUGGUGGUGAGCCUGAAAGGAUAGCUUCUGCAGUAACAAUUAUGGAGUCUCUUCUUGUUCAUGGCAAGCGUGUCAUGAGGGUUCCAUUGACUCCUGAGAGUGAGGAAACGUGUGGACCAGUCUGGGAUUAUAAAUGGGAAGAAAAACAAAAUUAAUUGGAGCAAGUACAAACUCCUGCUGAAUGCUAAAUCUACUUAGACAUUUUUAGGCCUUUUAGUAGUUAAUGAUGUUAGGUUUUAUGCUUUGUUAUUAUUAUAGACUCAUUAGUUUUGUUUUUUGGCUAAAUUUUGAAUGUUCAAAUGCUCAUAAUCAUAAA
Molecule: messenger RNA, 3465 nt
Organism: Amphimedon queenslandica
Lineage: Eukaryota; Metazoa; Porifera; Demospongiae; Haplosclerida; Niphatidae
Exons: 2
Coding region: 32-3304 (1090 amino acids)
Source: RefSeq, a predicted model, not a curated record